AUGUCUCCUUAUAAUCAAGGACCUCUAGGGUUUCCCGAGCUGCGGAUACUUGAUAUAUCACAUAACAAUUUUGGUGGAAGUUUUCCAGCAAGUUACUUUAUGAAUUGGGAAGCAUUAUCUCUCAAGAUGAAUGAAGAUGGGAGUUUAUAUAUGGUAUACAGCAAGGAAGCUGACAAGAAUGUUUACUAUAUUUAUGAAGAUGUUAUAGAGUUGCAAAACAAAGGUCUAUUUAUGGAGCAAAUGAAAGUGCUCACUCUAUAUGGCGCCAUUGAUUUUUCAGGAAACAGAUUUGAAGGACAAAUUCCUGAAUCUGUUGGUCUCUUGAAGGGAUUGAUUGCGCUCAACUUAUCGAACAACGUAUUUACAGGCCAAAUUCCUCUGUCUUUGGAAAAUCUUACGGAGCUCGAGUCAUUAGACCUUUCAAGAAACAACAAACUCUCAGAGACUAUUCCUAAUGGAUUAGGGAGCCUCUCGUUUUUGGCCUACAUAAAUGUGUCUCAUAACCAACUCAAAGGUGAAAUACCGAAAGGAACACAAAUUAUUGGGCAAUCUAAAUCCUCCUUUGAUGGGAAUGCAGGGCUUUGUGGUCUUCCUCUAGAACAAACACCGUUAGAGGGAAUGACUUGGUUUUACGUCUAA
This is a messenger RNA of Camelina sativa (false flax), 639 nucleotides long. The record is from RefSeq and is a predicted model, not a curated record. NCBI's taxonomy places the organism in Eukaryota, Viridiplantae, Streptophyta, Magnoliopsida, Brassicales, Brassicaceae.